AAAUAAACUACGGCAAUUUUGCCGACUACUUUUUGUCUAUAUAUUUUUUUUUAUACACGAAAACACACUUUCAGAUCGAUUCACAAUUCACAAGAGACCCGAAAAUUAAAUUUCGAUCGAAUGGUUAAGGCUUUUCAAGAAAAAAAAAACUUUUAAAGGACUAGUUUCAAAAUGAUAUUUUUAAACAAGGAAAAUAUUUACGAGAACGAUUUGGUUAAACAGUCGAAAGUCGAUUGGCAGGAAAGGAAAUAUGCAAAAUGUCCGCUGUGUCCGGCUGACAUAUCUGAUGAAAACUUCUCGUGCACGACUUCGGAUAGGAAACGGCGUCAUCAGAGAGAUGCUUUCGACAAUUUAUCCGACGCGAACUUCUCGAUCCCGGCUACGUUGCUAAACGGGGGGAUACUUAGUAUAGCAGGGUGCGGUUUUCCCGGAGUACAGAAUAACUCGGAUAAUGUUAAAUUUAAGAGAAGGAACAAUAACAGAACAUUGGAAACGUUUAAAACUUUAUCCCGCCAUAAACGCGUGAUUGAACCGGACGCCAUGCUGGGGCCUAAAAGGACUUUCCCUUGCACAGGAUGUCCUAUUAACAUGCUCCCUUUUACGGUCAGGAGAAACUCUGAAAAAGACAGUACGACCUCGUGUAGGAAAAUACGCUUGUCUAAAAACCCGUCCGAUGCGAACAAAUCGGUGUCUAGGUCAGUUUCCGUGGGGUCUCGAGUGACUGAACAAAAAUCUAAAAGGAGACAAUUUAAAAUUUUGGAAACGGACGAAUCGGAACUCAAGAAAACUAAAUCGUCCUCAUUCUGCAAAAGUCCGUCGAGAGGAUCCAGCCGGCGUUCCUCACGUCUCAAACGACAUCAUUCGCUUUUGUCAGUACGCAAGAGGCAUCGACGUCGUUCUGUCACUCCGGCCCCGAUAAAGACGUCUUUCUCGGUGGAAACUCAGGUCAGCUUCACGGAAGAAGAAAAACAUCACAAGUCCAUUCCUCGGGCGAGUAACCGUUCAUCUAAGAAUAUUUUAAACUGCACGUAUGAAAACAGAUCGUCUCAAAUAGAAGACGAAAUCCCACCAGUGACGGAACCGCCGGGUUCUUUUAUGGAUCCCACUCCUAAUAAAACGCAGCAGUCGAUCGAACGUGGCGGCGAAUCUUCGGAAAACAUCAGGGAAAGCUUUAUCACCGAGAGUGAGGUCGUCCAGACAGACUCGAAUCAGUCACCCCCAAACGUUACUGUGAAAAAUGUGCAAUUAGAAAACAAUGGUUCGAUUAACGAUUUUAGAAGUGAGAAUUGCAUUGUUGAAAAUACUAAUGAUUCUUUACAUUUAAAAAGUUCUCAAGACUUGAGCGUAGCAGAACAAACCCGUUUAAACAAUUCUUUCGAUCAGAAUGUGCAAGAAUCGCAUUCCGACGCCUUGGAGCGGAGCGUUCAAGAGCUACAUUUGAAAAAUUCUGUGGACCUACAAGAAGAGCCUUCGACACGCUUUGUAUGUCGUUCUUUUCCAGAAGGAUUUACUGAUAGUUUAACAAUGCGAAAUAAUUAUAUAGACGACGCAAUUAACAAAGCGAAAACACAUGAUUUUCUUCAUGAAUUUUAUCAGGAGAUGGGAAACGAAGAGUUCGACCGUGAAAUGUUCGACGACGAAAGCGACGAAGACUUGAAACAGAGAUCCGACGAUCAGUUGAUCAUUAUAGAUUCAUCCGCGUCCGACGUCCACGAAGAUAAUCCGAUAAUGAGCGAAGACGAAAAAAGGGCGAUUUUGGAAGAGAUGGUGGGACCGAGGAUAAAUUAUUUCAAGUUCGAUUCCGAAACGGACAACGACGACGCAAGUCCGUGUGGAAAGUAUUUGAACAAACUGCCCCAAGUGUUCAGAAUAAAGACUAACGGUGAACUCAAAAAGUUCGAAAUAGAAAAUAUAGUGAGGCAAUACAGAUAUUCCUAUUUAGUCAGGAUAAUGAAUAAGUGUCCAAAACCGGAUCUCAGACUGAGGAGGUGCAGAAGGUCCGAAAGGAGUGAGAGAUAUUACCUAGACUCCUCGAUUAAAAAGAAGAGGCUGCUAGGGAGAUCGGAGCACAGCAAACUUCAGCGCGGUUCGAGCAGACGACUUGUCAAAAAAACCUCGUUGUGCGAUAAGAGGAUGAAGAAGGAACUGGGCCCGGCCACCAUCUGGAACGGACCGACUCCUUCCAGGAGAAAACUCGAAGCGCCCAAAUUCUGCCAGACGUUAGAUUAUAACGCCUUAUUUGAUGUACAAUUCGAUAGUAAACAGGCUGACCGUACUAAAUUGCCAGGACCUCCGACUACCCACGGCGGCAAGGAUCCAAGUCUUUUCGACAACUUACAGUCGACCUCACACCAAAAUGUAAUACCAAUGAAAAAUCCACUGCUUGUCGGAGAAGUAUGGAAUAUGUGGGAAAUGGAUUGUAUUCAAAACUAUUUGAAAACUUGCACAACCUCAAACGACAAAGACGAGUCAUUAGAAAGUAAAGUCAAUUUACCGAAACGUUCAGAUACUAAAGGUAAAUCGUGCCCUUUCUCACCGUGGCCAUGCCCUUUAGGCCCUAUUUGCCCUUUUCCUCCAUCGAAGAACGACGAUGACGAUAUGCGUAAAGAAUCCGGUCCUUGCCAGCAUUCGAAAACGGGUUGUACUAAGAGGUCUGAUUUCAACCCUUCGCCAGACGUGGCUGACAUUAUUAAAGAAAUUAAAAAAUUCAAAGAGUCCUCGUUUCUCGAUAUGCCAACGUUCCCGAAACCUUGCCUCUCUGGCAACGGUGUUAAAAAGGUGAAGUCGGUAAUCGUCAAUAAAGUCUCCAUCGGCACAGUGACAAGCUGCGAAUGCGUCGUAUUACCUAAAUGCAGAUUCAAGCGAAAAAAGGUAGUUUGCAAUCGAGACGAAUUGGCGGAACAUUGUGACAAUUUUAAAACGAGAAGGCGGAUGUGCGAUAGAAGAAAAUCGAAAAGCGAACACAACAUGGCGAAAAAAAUGGGCAAGUAUUGGUAUCGAAGUCGUAAAGACAAUACUUACCACGCAUUAAGACUUUCAGCGUUUCCGGGACAACCGCCUUGUGAGGGUCAUGUUUGUAAUAAUUACCAUGUCACCCCAGACGAUAGAUGCAUCAAAUUAUACCCUCCGAGGAGAAAUUUUGCGAUCAGAGAUAGGAGAAACACGCCAUUGAAACGGGCCGACGAUUCACAGCGGACCGGCCGUAUCAGAUGUAGUUCUUCGGAAGAAAUGGUAAAAGUUAAAAGACACAAAGCUAUAUAUGGCAGUUCUGCCAGAAGGAUAAAGAAAACCCAUACUUCUGACGAUUUUGACGGUUAUCCACAAAUGGAUUGUCUGACAGAAGAUUGUUCGGAAUGUCAACAGUGUUGGGAAGUCUCGUCAGAAGAUAGACAGUGGUUGCAUUCCGAUCGAGACACGCCGACGUAUGCUUGUAGGAAAAACGUCGAUUUCCUCCCAACGGAAAAAUAUACCGGAAAAUACGAUACAAAAAAAACGAGUGUUUUUCCUGUCAAAUAUCAACGGUCGAGUAGUUCCGAAUACAAGCGUUCGACGAGAGAAACUAGACUUAGAAUGAGGAGCUUCGAGCCUAGGAGUGACGCGAUUUCCAAGGAUUAUCACGCCCACUCAUCAAAUGUUAUGAAACAUCGAAACAGAGAAUUUCGCCGUAGCAAUUCUUCCCAUCUCUUUAGGAAUGAUUUUUUCAACGAAUUGAGCUUUUAUGCGGAUCCGCACUUUCCAAAGCCUAAUUUUAUCAGUUAUAAUACGAGUCUGUACCACAGAAGGAGUCGUAUAUCUUGUUUGCCGCCGUCCGUCGCGUCUAAGAUCAUUUUGAAUAACGAUAAGUGCAUGCUUAAAAAUAAUAAUCCGGUUUUUUUAUCCGAAAGGACAAAUACGUGUACAAGUUGUAAAGGGCAAGAUCGAUCACGGGUGAAGCGGGCCAGUGGAAAACACGUGGAUUAUUUCUGACAUGUGGAAUCCAGGACAAAUAUAUGAAAAUACAUUUA
Molecule: messenger RNA, 4004 nt
Organism: Cimex lectularius (bed bug)
Lineage: Eukaryota; Metazoa; Arthropoda; Insecta; Hemiptera; Cimicidae
Exons: 2
Coding region: 172-3966 (1264 amino acids)
Source: RefSeq, a predicted model, not a curated record